GAGAAAAACGCUCUGAAUCCUUCAUGAGUACGUACAGGGUACAUGGACAGACAGAAGCGAAUGUGGGAGAGCUCUGUGCCACAUCUUCCGAGCAGCUGCUUCCUGCAGGGGUGUAAAUCUGAGACUUGUGGGCUAAUGAAUCCAGAUGAACAAACAUAGGAGAGGAGCUUUUCCUAGCAGGUCUUUCUCAAGCCACUUUCCAUACCCAGGACUUCCUUAGAGUAAUGGAAAUUGCUGUGUCAGUAUGAAAACCUUUGAGGAAGUUUCAUGCUAGAGGGUUUCUUAUAUUAUUUUGCUCUGUACAGUAUCUGAGGGCUGUGUAUGGUUCUGUUGUUUACUACUCAGCCUGUGAAGCAGGGAGGGGGUGUUUAAUUACCAUUACUAGCUGUUCCUGCAUGUGCAGUAACACCAAAUCUUGGAGGAUAAGCUAACUCAGUCACAAUAGGUUAAUCAAAGGAGCAGUAUUUUUUUUUUUUCACAGAAACAAAGGCUUAGGCACGUGUAGUGGUGCCAACAGGUAUAUUUGCCUUCACAUUUCCAUUAUAAAGCACUUCCUAGAUCUGUGUAUCUUUUCUAAGUUAAGGUGAAGAUGAAACCUGACAGUGGAGAGAGGGGGAGGAGGGGAGGAGGAGGGCUCUGGGGUGGAAAAGCUUAGGGAGCCCAGCAGGAUGUGGGAGACUUCAGGGAUGGCUCGCUCCUGCCCUCUCCCUGCGGCUGCGGGCUGACGUGCCUGUGCUGUGGUCACACCAGCACUGGGUGCUGCAGUGUCCCACUUUCAGGCCUUACCUGACCGAGUUUGUGUGCAGCUGAUAUGGCUGAUGCUCAGAGAGCUCUCGCUGUGGUGGAGUUACCAGUGAUUUUUAAAAUCUCACUGUUCAUGCUGUCACCUUGGUGACUGGGGAAUAUGUCUUGCAGAAACCCAUUCCUGGGAUAGAGCGAUGUCCUGACUAUGAGAACAUCAGGACUGCCAGCCUCAGGAAUUCGUGGAGCCACUGUAAACAAGCAGUUUCCCUCUCAGCAGUCAUUUGUCUGUGCAAAGGUGAAAUCGAAUGGUAAUGUAAUUAAAUGAAGCUGUGGUGUUCAGUGAGAACAGACGCUGCUAACCACCUCCAUUAAACAGCUAUUGAGGCAACACACCAAGGUACUUAGCUAAGCCACACACCCAAACCUUAAAAGGAAAUUGUCAGGCCUGAGAAGUGUCCACCAUCUUCAAAGGUAAUCAGUUUCUUGCCUCCAUGUGGUCACCGGUUGCCUUUGAGGAUUGUCCCCGAUCUAGAGUUUUUUAGACUCUUGACCAAUUAUAGUUUUUUCUAAACCAAUAGUAAUAAUGAGGGGCUUGUUUGUUUGUUUGUUUUAAAACUUGGCAGAGAUUCUCCAACACAAUUGCUCUGUAAGCGGAAUAAAAAGUACACAAUCUCCCUUUAAAGCAAGUAAUUUAGCAUCAAAGCAAUAGGGCAUCAGCUGGGCCCCAUUUAGCACCCAAAGCAAUCAAGACUGUUGUUAAAAUCUGGGAGCCCUACUUUGCCAAACAUGUGCAAGAAGGGAAUUAACACAAGGAGCCUCUUUUUUGUCCCUGGCUUCAACAAGGGAGAAAGCAGCUGUGAGGAGUGUCCUCAGAAGUUCACCUCAAUACCACAUGUGCCUCCACAGCCAAAUCAGAAAGCCUCUUUGUACAUGUAAGACUUUGAAUCUGGUCCAACCUGGCUGUUUUUCUCCUUAACUUUGGAGUACCCCUACAGCAUAGUAGUACCCCUAGUGCUUCUGGUGAGUGUAGCAGCAGGUUGAUAACCUACAGUUUCCAAAAUAAGAAGAGAUCUUAUCCAUAUUCCCAAACUUGAACCAGUAUCUGUUCUCUGACAUACCAAGGUAGAGUUUUGAUCUGUGCUAUCACUGAGUUAGUUACAGCAGUUUUUUCUACCCUUGGGCACCCUAUUUGCUGAAGUUGCAGCCUCCAACAAGAAAAUAUGCUGACACUGGGGGGAGACAGCAGCUCAGAAUUGUUUCCUUUUCUUGUUUAGAAACCAGAUGGGGAUGUCGAAGUGUAGUUUCGUACUGAGAGAAGUAUUAUGCGAUUAGUCCUGGCAAGUUUGAAAGAGGGAUAGGGAAUUCAAUUCAAUUGUGUUUCUGCAAGUGAGAGGAGGCAGAAAGGAUGGAGAGCCUUGAAAUGCUGAGUGUGUAAAGGUGUGCAGCUUGUUAGACAGCAGGGCAUCUACACUGGAUCCUUUUUGUAGAUGUUCCCAUCUCAGAAAGCGAGCCAAGUCACACUCUUCUGGUGGCUACAGAACUACAGAGUCUCUCCUUCUCCCCUGUUCUGUGAAAUUACUCUUCAGCAUUCAUGUUGUAGAGAUGGGCAGCUUAACCUUACAGAGUACCUCACUGGCACAGGUCUUGCAUUAUUGGAUGUUGUUUUUUGUCACCAGGGCCAAGUGUUGAAGACUAAGAAAAUAAAAGGAUUACUGGCUUUUAAACUUCUAGUGUGUACAACCUUAAGCUUGCUUUUACUAACACAAAGGCCAUGUGUUCUUAAACAAAUGCUGAAAUCUUUUAUAGUAAUAAAGAAAGGAAUUGUUGGGAUUUUAAGGGGAAAAAAACCAACUCUUCCAGAUUGUUAAAUUACUGAAGUGGCUGCUGGAAUAGGCCUUUUCUAACCUAAAGAAGCUUAGUGGCUGUCAGGUAUCUGUGGUCCUUAAAGUGAAAAAUUAGUGAAACAGCAUUCAAUGGGACUGUUUUCAUAGAAUCAUAGAACCAUAUAACGGUUUGAGUUGGAAGGGACCUUAAAGAUAAUCUAGACCUCCCACUAGAUCAGGUUGCUCAAGACCCCAUCCAGCCUGGCCUUGAACACUUCUAGGGAGGGGGCAUCCACAGCUUCCCUGGGCAACCUGUGCCAGUGUCCCACCAACUUUCUCAUAAUCCAUUUUAGACUUCAGCUGAAAUGACCUCAGCUUGAUUUUAGUACCACUGAAUGCUUUUAGUCUGAAGGCCACAAGACUUUUACCAGAGAUGGAGCAGCACUGGUGAUGGAGGAAGGCAGAGCUUCCUGAGCAGUGCCCCAGGGCAGGAGCGAUUGCUCUUGAGUGAUUGUGCUGCAAGUCAGGUAGAUAAAUAUUUUUCAGCUCUUCGAAGAGCCUCCAUACAAACAACUAUUUCUAACAUUCCCUUCCUCUGUUUUCCUCUUGGUGAUUAUCAGUUCCAGGUCUUUUGUCUUGCUCUUCUCAGUAAACACACUGCAAAUAUUCUGUCUGGGGCAGAGUCCUUCAUGGUUCUCCUUGAUCCCAGCUCUAACCUGGGACACUCAGCAUCUCUGCCUACCUGCUGACUGUCAAUACCCUGGCCUCAAUUCUGUCCAAUGCAGAGCACUGUGGCAAACUUUCGUAGUCCUCUUUCCAGCUCAGUCAUGGGAGAAACCAGUAGACUAAGCUGAAACAAAUCUCCCUUGUUUCAGCCUUCACCAGUUCUUCACAGUCUUUCAAAAUUGCUUCCAAAGAUGCAUCAGCUUGCUGCGUCAUCUCCCUGUUGACUGGAGCCCACAAGAAGAACAUGGACCUGUUUGAGCAAGUCCAGCGGAGGGCCACAAAGGCCUGGAGCGCCUCUCCUACAAAGACAGGCUUGAGAGAGUUGGGGUUGUUUAGCCUGGAGAAGAGAAGGCUUCAGAGAGACCUGUAGCCUUCCAGUACCUGAAGGGACUACAGGAAAGCUUGGGAGGACUUGUUACAAGGGCAUUUAGUGAUAGGACAAGGGUAAAUGGUUUUAAACUGGAAGAGGGUAGACUUAGGUUACACAUUAGGAAGAAAUUUUGUAUUUGGGAUGGGGCUUUGAGCAACCUGGUCUAGUGGAAGGUAUCCCUGCCAUGGAGGGGGCUAGAACAAGAUGAUCUUUACAGACCCUUCCAACCCAAACCAUUCUGUGAUUCUAUGAUUCUAUGAGUCUGUGAUUCUGUAAUUCUAUGUUCAAGACCAGUGUCCUGACUAGAAGCUGCCAGCUGUACGGUUGCAGCCUCCCCAGCCUGGUGGGACCAUUGCUUUCCAAAAUGCCUUUUGACCAGCCACCUGGAAGCCCCUGCUGACACUGAAGCUGGUUGGGUGUGACACCACAGGGUAACGCCAGGCAACGAGUGCAUUGUGAGCUCUGGCAGCAUUCUUCAGGAACCUCAAGAUGCCAGCAUGCAGCGCUUCACUAAUCCACUUCUCAAGCACAUAAUUCACAGGGACUACUUUGAUGCUGCUUCAAAGAGGCAGUGCCUGCAGUACUUGAGAGCCCUGAGGACACUGCAGCUUAACGGUUUCAACACCAUUUUUUUAGGAGAAACAGAUAUUCCAGAAACUCUCAUAACAGGAGAAAAAAAAGCCAAAUUGGACAGCCUGCGCUGGCCAAUAUGGACACUUAUUCAUGCUGGCAGCAGCCAAGGGUGGGUGCCCUGGAAGUAUAAACUGCUAUUAAGAGGUGAUCUGCCCAUCCAUCAGCAGAACAGUAUCUUUCAGGAGUUGUGUGAUUCUCUGACCGUCUCCUAUGGGAACUGUGUAAUUGUGACAAGGGAUAAAACGCAGCUGAUGCAUGUGGGGGCAACAGAUGGCCGGGAGCUGGAGAAAGGAACUCUGCCACCAGUGCCAACAGCAAUCUACGUGUCCAGCAUUAAGUGUUGUCCUGAAGUUGCCAGAGCAAAUGGCCAUGAGCUUCUUGUUGUGCCUUCGUCUUACAACUAUCUCUAUCCUAUGGAUGUCGCCUGGUCUUCUUUGAAAUGGUUUAUUAUAAACAACAGGAAGGACUUUGCCCUAAGGUCUUUUGACAGCACCCACUCCUACAGGUGUAUCCUCUUCAGUGACUUGAUUUUUAAAGGAAUAGAGAAUAUGACCCCAAACAAAUGGAGGGUAGCGUUUAACAGAGUGAAGAGAUGGGAGAACUACUACCUUGACACACUUUCUUAAGUGGUUCUUCUCGCAGUCAGGCCUCAAAUGUGUUUUGGUUGGUGUUGAAUGAGUUACCUUGCUCCAGCCCUCCUGAGCCCUUUCCUUCAAAGGGCAUAAACCUGAAGAAACAGGUGAAUAGCACUAAUAAAAGAUAUAAUUUUUAAUCCAAAUGUUUCAUUUCAGGUUUACUCCAGUACUAUGUUGAUAGGUGCUACGCUUGCACUGCCAAGGGACAGUUAAUUUGCCUUAUCACAAAAAUGGGCCAAAGCAUGCCUGAGAUGCAGUUUAGCCAGCCUUCUGCAUAAAUUCCGGUGAUGGGAGUCAUGAGACUGUGCCACAGAUGUGAAUGCCCUCAAUUUUGAGGAAGAUUGGGCUGCAGAAUGAAUUCUGCCUUUGAACCAAAUGGGAGAUCUGCUCCUGAGCGGGGAAUAUGCUGAACUGUGAUUGUCACCAGAGUCCACAGCUUAAAGCAGUCUAAAGAAUUUAAUACGACUUUGCCAUAAUAUGCACCUUAACAUCUGAUAGCAGCUCAGUAGUUCAUUAUGCCAAGUAUGAUGCUUCCAACAGUGGGCUGUGAUAAACAUUUCAGUGACAGGUAGAAGAAAUCUUUCUAAAAGUGAAGUUCCUUUCUGAAGCCUAACCAUUAGUAGUAAUUGGUUCAGGCUUUAGAGCAUGAAGAGUUCAGUCUCUGGCACUCAUCAGUGGAGAUUUUCUUUAUCUGUGACAUCAAUUACUGCAAUGUAAUGAUUUCUCAUGGAAUUGAGCUCAAAAGAUUAUUUGUGAGUGAUGCAAAGUAGUAUUUCUUAACAGCAGCUUUUUAAAGUUCAUUGAACACUUCCUUGGCUUUUUGAAAGUAGCUUCCAAUUUUCAUUCUCAGUUCCUUAUUACUUGGGUAUGUGUUUAUUGUGUACUUCUAAGAGAACAAAGACCAUAAAAAUUUAAAAGGAAUAAGUUAGGAGAUGAUUCAUGGGUUCACAAAAAAAAUUCUACUACACUGAGGCAAAACUGUGCAGUUUUUCUCCUGUGUGUGGAAACAAUCUAAACAGACAUUGUUAUUUGGUGUGGGAAAAGAGAUAUGUAGAAGAGGGAGUCUCAUCUACCUUCAGAAGUAUCGACACAUGCAGCUCUCUCGAGCUGAGAUGUGAAUAUACAGAGAAAAAUAACCAUCUUUUCUCAACUUCAUAUUCAUCAGCAAAAACAUCUGCUCAAUUUUUACAAAUAUGGAUGUAGCAGAGAAUGGAAAAUUAGGUGCUUCAGAUGCAAGGAGGAAAGAGUGGGGGGGAAAGAGGAGACACUGGAGAGGGGCAGGAAUGUUUUUAUUGCCCUGCUAUCAUGAACAUAAUGUCCCAUUGGCUUGAAGCAGCAAUUGCUCCAUUAAAUAUCUAUCAAUACGAAGUGGUGUGAAAUCAGCAUGAGGAAAGAAAGAGGCCCGGUGCCUCUUUACCGCAAGGACAGGCAGUAAUUGCACAGUAGCUUGGUUUUCUUAAGAAACAAAUGAUGCACACCCCAUUUUCCCAAUGACUGUUUACCUUCAGCCCAUGACAUUGCACUACACUGCUGGGGAGAAGUAACAGGCUCUCCACAGCUCAGCCUCACCGGUCCCUGCUGCCAUGGCUCCUGCAGCUGAGGGUUUAGGGCCCCACUGCAACACUUCUUCAUUGGUCAGGUCUGUCUUCUGCCAUCCCUAGGUUUGCAGUGGAGUCCAUGGGACCAGGUACAGAAUAACCUGGUUUCAUCCAUUUUAACAAUGAGGAAGUAUGAAAAAGGAAGUAAUUUGUGUCAUGGGAAUUUAUUGGUCUUUCCUGUUCUGUAUUCUUUGGUAAAAGAAGGGUGAAGCCUUCAUGAAGGGUUUCAUGAGAACAAGCAUGAGGAAAGAGGAAGUACCACGUCUCCCAGAAGGUGAGGGGAAAAACAUCCUUUCCCUGCAAAGGGCUGGGAAAGCCUCUCUAAACACCUUCACUCUUCUAGGCUUCCACUGGGAGGUUGUGGGCUGGCAAAACUUUUUUACCUAGUCCUACUUAAUGUGUAUGGAAACCUGAGGACAGGAAAAACUGAGUCUGAAAUCAAAUGAACUUUAGCAUUUUAUAUAAAAUCCUCUGAGAUGAGUCCUCUUUGUUCUUCCUCCCUCCCCCUUCGCUGCUGCAGAAUGGUAAUUGCAACCCAUGUUUUCCACAAAAUGUUGUAAACCUUUGUACCAAAGAAAAAUAUUGUGGCUCAUACAGUUCUGACUCAACUGGUAAUUUGGGAUGACAAGCAAUUCCUUUAACAUAUGACUAAACAAGCUAAUAGGAGGAUGUUACCUAAUAGCAUGCACCUUAUUCAAGAGCACUUGAAAUAGCAUGCAUGAGUCUAAUAGCUUCUUGGUAGGAUUUUAAAUACCUAUUAUUUUUAUUAGGUUUGUGAGCAAUAGCUCUUGUAGUGAGGCUCAGUACACUUGACCACUGCAGGAUACCAAAGAAAACCUCUUUGUUUCCACUCAUGGCUCUCUCUGGGUGACUGAAAUGCACCACGAGAAUAGAAUGAAUGUCUUCACAUAAAGAGAAGAGGCAGAUGCAAACGCAUAUGUUGAUGAAGAAGCUAUAACAGAUGUCUUUCUGCUCUAAGCUAGCUGGAAUGCAAAUCACCUGAAUUUUCAUGAUGUCUCAAUGACUAAUUGCUUCUGAAUACAUUUCCAAGUCUCGUCUUCAUGGAAAAAACCCAUUUCUUUUCCUCCAGCUCAUGGAGCAGGCCUGUAAUGACAGGCUAAACACAGAUUUUUUCCUUAGUUUCAAGUCCUCUGUCCUGAUAGCAUGCUGCAACCCAGAGUACUGACAGAACAAAUGCAGCUGGGGCAAGAGCCUACAGAGGCCCAAACCAGGGAUGUAACAAUGGGACACAAGGUGCGAGUUUCUGUGACAGAGCAGGCAGAGUGGUGCCCAUUUUGUACCAUGCCUGGGAACUAGGGGAAGGCCAGCCAAGUAGAAAAGUGACCAACAUCUCUCGAAGCCCAGCCUCUGUCUCUGUGAACUUGUUCCUUGAAAUUUCCUUCUGCAGGAACCAUGUGGAGGAGUGUAAAGAUUAUGCCCCUUACCACAAAAAAGAUAUAUCUCCCAUAGUAUCACAGAAUCACAGAAUCUUAGGGGUUGGAAGGGACCUUGAAAGAUCAUCUAGUCCAACCCCUCUGCCAGAGCAGGGUCACCUAGAGCACAUCACACAGGAACGUGUCCAGGCGGGUUUUGAAUGUCUCCAGGGAAGGAGACUCCACAACCUCUCUGGGCAGCCUGUUCCAGGGCUCUGUCACUCUAAAACUAUAAACUAAAAGUCAUUAAACUAUUUGAACAUAUAAGGGCAACUAAAUGGACACCACUCCUGCACGGUGCCUCUGGCCAGUGGCACCUGGAACUGUCAAGACCUGAGAUGCUGGCUCCUUGCUGAAGGAAGGGGUCUACCUCCCUGCCUGUGGGUGGUCUGUUCUGUCCCGGGACUCAAGAUUGGCUGGCCCAGGGCUGGCAUGCAGAUGGCAUAAUAUAUUGUGGCACCUGAAACUCACCUUAACCUGAAGAGAAGUCACCAGACGGCACAGGCCAGAGGGGGUGGCUUCUGCCUCUGUGAAAAAGGAAACUGGAGCUGAGGGAUACACUACUGUGCUGCAGCAUGCCAGAUCUUCAUGGAAUCCCAGGGGCGGAACAAAGGCUGCUAUCUAACUGUU
This is a messenger RNA of Apus apus (common swift), 8592 nucleotides long. RefSeq names its product chromosome 1 C21orf140 homolog (gene C1H21orf140). NCBI's taxonomy places the organism in Eukaryota, Metazoa, Chordata, Aves, Apodiformes, Apodidae. The record is from RefSeq and is a predicted model, not a curated record. The transcript has a single exon. Bases 4161 to 4922 code for a protein of 253 amino acids.